CCCACUUUCUUGCCUUCUCGUGACCUGUCCUGCAAGGUACCCAGCAACGGGGCCGUGGCGCAACCUUUGCCUGCCUGAUUGACGCAAGCGCUUCCCAAGUCUAGCUGGAGUUUCUGUUUCAUAGUGCACUGUCUUUCCUUCCCCCAAGCUCUCUUCCCCAUCCUCCCCUUCAUCACUCCAUCACCCUUCCAACCGUUCAAUUCCCAGUUUCGCCUUUGUUGCCAUCAGCUAUCAUCAAAGAAAGCAACUGUCCUUUGUCCGGAAGUGCAAUGAGGAUCGCUGCCUCAACAGUGCUGCUCGGGGCUGCUUCGGCAGCCUCAUUCCAGCAGCAAGCCCAGCAUGUGCUUUCAGAUGGCUUCGGCAGGGCCGAAGAAGCCAUGAAGCCUGUUAGCGACGCAUUCGCUGAGUCGAUUGCUCGUCCUAUUGAGAGCUCCCAGCCCAAGGACUUGCCCAAGGACUUUUUCCAAGGCAUCACCGCCGAAGCUAAGGCACUGUGGGACGAGAUUAAGCUCCUCGUCCCCGAAAAGGCUUUCGAGCAUUCCACUUGGUUUAGCAAGCCGAAGCCGCAUCGCCGCCGCAGCGACUGGGACCAUGUCGUCAAGGGUGCUGAUGUGCAGAAACUGUGGGUACAGGAUGCCGAUGGCCAAAGCCAUCGCCAGGUCGACGGCCGCAUUGAGGAUUUCAACCUCCGCGUCAAGGCCGUCGAUCCGUCCAAACUCGGCGUCGAUUCGGUCAAGCAAUAUAGCGGCUAUCUUGACGACGAGGCCAACGAUAAGCACCUGUUCUACUGGUUCUUUGAAUCUCGGAACGACCCGAAGAACGACCCGGUCGUCCUGUGGCUCAAUGGCGGCCCGGGUUGUUCAUCCCUGACUGGCCUUUUCCUUGAGCUUGGUCCUUCAUCAAUCGACAAGAAGCUCAAGGUUGUCAACAACGAGUUCAGCUGGAACAACAAUGCCUCGGUCAUCUUCCUCGACCAACCCGUCAAUGUUGGGUACUCGUACUCUGGAUCUUCCGUGAGCAACACCAUUGCUGCUGGCAAGGAUGUUUAUGCUCUCCUGACUCUGUUCUUCCAUCAAUUCCCCGAGUACGCAAAGCAAGACUUCCACAUUGCGGGCGAGUCGUAUGCCGGGCACUACAUUCCCGUCUUUGCCUCCGAGAUCCUGUCGCACAAGAACCGGAACAUCAAUCUCAAAUCUGUCCUCAUUGGCAAUGGCUUGACCGAUGGCCUCACGCAGUACGAGUACUACCGCCCUAUGGCCUGUGGCGAGGGCGGUUAUCCCGCUGUCCUCAGCGAAUCCGAGUGCCGCAGCAUGGACAACGCUCUGCCGCGGUGCCAGUCCUUGAUCAGAAACUGCUAUGAGAGCGGCAGCGUGUGGAGCUGCGUUCCAGCUUCGAUCUACUGCAACAACGCCAUGAUUGGCCCGUAUCAGCGGACCGGCCAGAAUGUCUAUGACAUUCGUGGCAAGUGCGAGGACAGCGGCAACCUCUGCUACAGCGCCCUUGGUUAUAUCAGCGACUACUUGAACCAGAAAUCGGUUAUGGAUGCCCUUGGCGUCGAGGUCUCGGGUUACGAGAGCUGCAAUUUUGAUAUCAACCGCAACUUCCUGUUCCAGGGCGAUUGGAUGCAGCCAUUCCAUCGCCUGGUUCCCAAGAUCCUCGAGGAAAUUCCCGUCCUCAUCUAUGCCGGCGAUGCUGACUACAUCUGCAACUGGCUCGGUAACCAGGCGUGGACUGAGGCGCUUGAAUGGCCGGGCCAGAAGGACUUCAACAAGGCCUCGAUCAAGGACCUGAAGCUCGCCGGUGCUGACAAGGAGUACGGCAAGGUCAAGGCCUCGGGCAACUUUACCUUCAUGCGCAUCUAUCAGGCUGGCCACAUGGUGCCCAUGGACCAACCCGAGAAUUCGCUCAACUUCCUGAACCGUUGGUUGGGCGGUGAGUGGUUCGCGCAUUGAUAGCUAUGCCCAGUAUUGUAUAUGAGAAUUGCUAUUCGAUUGCUCUCGUUGAAUAGUUAGUCAAAGUACUUUUUGUAUGUAGGAAUUUAAACGAGUUGAGCUCAGAAGGACAUGGCGCAUUCACUGUUUCUUUGCCACAUCUCAUAUCUCACAAUUGGAAAGUUCUGACUUGGGGCCAAUUCUCAGCGAAAUGUGAUGAGGGCUCGAGUAGCUUGAUAAGGAAUAAGCAGACCUUGGAUCGAUCCUCAAAAUAAGAUGUGAUGUAGGCUUGAUUGAGUAACUAAUCAACAUUGUGCCCUCCUUCUCAU
Molecule: messenger RNA, 2260 nt
Organism: Canariomyces notabilis
Lineage: Eukaryota; Fungi; Ascomycota; Sordariomycetes; Sordariales; Chaetomiaceae
Exons: 2
Coding region: 270-1952 (560 amino acids)
Biological process (GO): proteolysis
Cellular component (GO): fungal-type vacuole
Molecular function (GO): serine-type carboxypeptidase activity
Source: RefSeq, a predicted model, not a curated record